AUGAGCCUCCUUGUAAACCCGGAUCGACCGCGGGUACGGCGCGGGUUGUGGGGGCUCCUUUAUCCGUUCCCUUACUCCGGGCUUCGCAGGGCUUGGAUCCACCCCACCCCUCCUCGCUACUGUCGCCCCCCUCGCUACAAUCGGAGACAAGUAGUUGGAUCUGCUGUGCUGAAGAUAUGGGGGCGGCAGGGGAAGAGUGGGAGGGGGCAGAGUGAAGACACCACCAAGAUCAGAUCUGAUCAGUUGCGCUCAAGUAAGCCUGGCAGUGGGGUGGGGGGUGGACACCCUGAAAGGAAGGGCAGAGGUCCCUCUGGCAGCCUCUGA
Messenger RNA from Rangifer tarandus platyrhynchus (Svalbard reindeer), 324 nucleotides. The record is from the annotation of a GenBank genome assembly. NCBI's taxonomy places the organism in Eukaryota, Metazoa, Chordata, Mammalia, Artiodactyla, Cervidae.